AUGGCAGGAAUGACGAAGAAAACUGGGCCGGACGAGGAUGCGGAAUUAAUGAAUCGAUAUAAGCUAUGGUUGCUGAAGGCGAAAAGUGAUGAUCAGUUAGCUGGCUCACCAAAUUCCAAUGAAUUGAAACAUCUGGAAGAGCUUUUCGAGGUGCUGAACGAAAGAUUACUGAUUCCACGAUGGAUAACAACAGAAAGAUGCUUGCAGCAUUAUAUUAAUCGUGGUGAUAUAUGUAUCGUGCCGGCUUUCAGAGGCGAAGUGUACAAAUAUUUGCUUUCUCGACAGUGCAGGUAA
Messenger RNA from Gongylonema pulchrum, 294 nucleotides. The record is from the annotation of a GenBank genome assembly. Lineage: Eukaryota; Metazoa; Nematoda; Chromadorea; Rhabditida; Gongylonematidae.